Messenger RNA from Scomber japonicus (chub mackerel), 1355 nucleotides. RefSeq names its product RING-HC_RNF170 domain-containing protein. The transcript has 6 exons. NCBI's taxonomy places the organism in Eukaryota, Metazoa, Chordata, Actinopteri, Scombriformes, Scombridae. Bases 120 to 884 code for a protein of 254 amino acids. Gene Ontology annotation, molecular function: ubiquitin protein ligase activity; metal ion binding. The record is from RefSeq and is a predicted model, not a curated record.
UGUAGUUGAUCAUUAACUAGCAGUUCCAAUUUAUUUUUGUACAGUGAUGCUGUCAGACAGCAUUUCACUUCCUUCUAGGAGACCGUGUAUACCUUUUAGCUGCCGUUUCUAGCUUAACAAUGCACCCCCACCACAGCUCUCAGUCCAGACUAGACCAUCUACCUUCUGAAGGUCUCGUGGGUCAGUGUCACCCAGGGUCAUCAAGUUCUUUGGUUUGUCAAUCGGAGCAGUCAGCAUCAGCAUACAUGAGCUGCCACAAGUUAUGUCCAUCCACAAGCCAACAGGAAUGGCACUGUCCUGUGUGUCUGCAGACAGCCAGGUUCCCAGUCCAGACAAACUGUGGCCAUUUGUUCUGUGCUCCUUGUUUGAUCGCCUACUGGAGACAUGGGUCAUGGUUGGACGCUAUCAGCUGCCCUCUCUGUAGACAGAAGGUCAGCGUGCUGUGCCAUCUAUUUAAUGAGAGUCGAUCUGACCGACAAUCAAAGGAAGUUCUUGGAGAAAUCACAGAUUACAACAAACGUUAUUCUGGAGCCCCAAGACGGGUAACAGACUACCUGUGCGAUGCGCCCCUUCUCCUGCAGUUACUGGCACGUGGCCUGGGUACCAUUGGAGGGCUUGUGUGGCUGUUUUUCUUCAGGGUGGCGCUGUGCUGUGUGGGGACUGUGGUGUCCAUCUCCUCCCCUUCUCUCGACUCCGUCUCCUCAUCGUCAAACCCCCUAGAAACAGACCCCUCCCUCUGCGGACUGCUGGGGGCCCUGGAUGACUUGGUUGUGGUCAUUCUGCUCCUUAUCUGUGUUAUCAAUAUCAACCAGCAAAUGGCGCCAGAGAGAGGACACAAUGCAAAUGCUGCAACCUCACAAGGAGUAAUGGGGGAUUCACUCUAGGUAAAUACUGCUGGAAGGUGCCAGUACAAGCUGCUUGACAACAACUUUUAUUGGAUUUCCUCCUUCUGGCUUUAGUUAGUUGGACUAGUGGAUGCAAGAAUAUUGACAGUAGCACAGCAUGUAACAGUGGAGAUGUUAGACAGCAUCUGAGCCUCUUCGACUGUGGACUCAUACUCCAGGCCUGUGUUGAGUGUUUACAGAGACCAUAUAAAAGGAGCAUCUAAAAUACAAUGUGCGGUUUCAAAUGCUCUUUCCUGAAGCUCCUGAGUCUGUUAGUUUUUAAUCCAUAUUAAAAAGGCUUUAUUUUCUGUUCCAUUUACAUGAAUUAAACUAUAGCAGUAUUCCAUUACAAUUUCUACAAUUAAAAAAAAAAAAAAAGCACAUUAACCUAAAAUGUCCUUUCUACUCCUAACUGGUCAGAAACUGUGCGAGCUCAAGCAAAGCUGUGUCAUGUCAGUACUGUAAUAUUGU